Molecule: messenger RNA, 909 nt
Organism: Miscanthus lutarioriparius
Lineage: Eukaryota; Viridiplantae; Streptophyta; Magnoliopsida; Poales; Poaceae
Source: the annotation of a GenBank genome assembly
AUGAAGAGCAGCGAUGGAAACCGAAUCAGGUUACAACCAAUGUGGAGAAAAGUUGCCUAUGGGGGAAGGCAGUCAGGAUAUGAUGAUAACUACACCGACGAGUCCUUCCUCGAGGAGAUGGUUAUGAAUGCCAAUGUCGUCAAGAGGGACCUUCUGAAAGUGAUGAUCGACUCUGUCUCCAUAUCGCAGUAUCUCUGCAUCGUCUCUCUUGUGGUUUCUACAUGGAUCCUAACGCUGAACUUGAACAUUGAUGAAUCUACUCUUCUCAAACUGGAUGUUGGUCUUCUCCUUGUUGGGUUCUCGGUCCUCUUGCUCACAACUUGUCCAUUCUCAUUGAAGCUUCUGACAAAGUAUGUCCUCAAUAUAUCAUUCUUCAUAAGUGGUCUUUAUAUUCUUGCACCAAUUUAUCAUACCCUCACAAGGUCCAUCAGUUCAGAUUCAAUAUGGGCCCUUGCUGUAUCUCUUCUGCUGGUUCAUCUUUUCUUGCAUGAUUAUUCUGGUUCAACGAUAAGGCCUCCAGGUGCAUUGAACAAUCCAAAGUUAACUAGCAACAUCUCCUUGAAUGCAUCGAUAGUAGCCUCUGUCCUUGUGGCUUCGCGGCUUCCAUCAAGGCUGCACGUCUUUGCAAUCAUGUUGUUCUCCUUGCAAGUCUUCCUCUUUGCACCCCUCAUUACUUUCUGUGUGAAGAAAUACCACUUUAGGCUUCAUCUGCUAUUCUCCUUUGCGCUGAUGGCUGUGGCCCUGAGUGUCACAUACCAGUUGCAUCGAAUGUUCUUCACUGUGCUAUUGGCACUUCUUGUUUUUGUCUCAAUCGUUUGCCCUUACUGGCUUAUAAGGAUUCAGGAAUACAAGUUUGAGAUCAAUGGCCCCUGGGAUGAAGCAAAACUCUGCUUUGAUAUAACUGAAUAG